Messenger RNA from Labrus mixtus (cuckoo wrasse), 2227 nucleotides. RefSeq names its product calsenilin-like. Gene Ontology annotation, cellular component: nucleus; voltage-gated potassium channel complex. Gene Ontology annotation, molecular function: DNA-binding transcription repressor activity, RNA polymerase II-specific; potassium channel regulator activity; RNA polymerase II cis-regulatory region sequence-specific DNA binding. The transcript is spliced from 8 exons. Gene Ontology annotation, biological process: regulation of potassium ion transmembrane transport; negative regulation of transcription by RNA polymerase II. Lineage: Eukaryota; Metazoa; Chordata; Actinopteri; Labriformes; Labridae. Bases 1003 to 1695 code for a protein of 230 amino acids. The record is from RefSeq and is a predicted model, not a curated record.
GUCAAGCCUUUCGAACAAAAACUCCUCAGAACACAGAGAGGACAUUAUGUGAAGGAUUUUACUUCGGCUAAAUUUGGCCUCUGAGGUGUGGAGAACAUGUUUAAAGCACAGAUAAAAAAAUCACUUCAACUUAACUAUUCUUAACCACAUCAUCUUAAACAAAGCGCUGGUUUUACAGUCGCAAUGGUCACAAUGUUUUCCAGCAGAGAGAAUCCCUCUCCGUUAUUGGCCGCGUGCAUUGCUGAACAACCCGGUAGACACAGGGAGCGCCACACAGGGCAGGGCCGGCUCCUCCAUCCUAAGUGCUGUUCAUAUCCCAGUCAUCAGCAAAUGUGGAUCAAUGCCUGGUUUUACAGCUUUACAUCCUUGAAAUGACUGAGCAAAUAAAAGACAGCGUGGCCUGUCAAUCAGAGACUAUUAGUAAAGAAAUUCCUUCAGUAUUGACCUCAAACACACACACACACACACACACACACACACACACACACACACACACACACACACACACACAGCUCAGGAUAGUAUGGGCGAUGGAGUGAGCAGGGGUGGAGCCCCGGAGUUGAUGGAGUUGUGGGACAGACCCCAGGUCAUGAUAUGCUGACAAACAGAAACAGAGAUGGAUCAUCUGCGCUUGGAGACAGCUUUGGAUCAUCAUGGGAUAUUAAAAGUUUGUCAAAUUAAAUAUUUUUUCAAGAGCAAAUGAUGGACAUAAGGGCUGUUUGCUUAAAGGAGGAUGCUCCGUAGUCAAUCUAUUAGCUUUUCUUUUUUUUUUUCACAAGUGGUCAGUGGUUGAUGUCCUAGGUUUCUUUUAAGUGAAUAGAAGAGCUGAUGCCCGUGCAAAAUACUGAUAAAAGGAGGUAGCUGGUUGAAGAAGAUGAUUAGUAGCAGAUGAUAAUCGUGGAUACAGGCUGCUCUAUCAGAUUCAGGAUACGUUUUAAAUUGUUUCUUUUUUUUUUUUUAACCAAAGCUUUUAAAAAAGGCGAUCUCUAAUGCAAGGCAACAAUGGGAAUGGAUGGGCUGGAAGUAAUCGCCAUUGCUGUUGUUAUUGGUCUGUUUGUUGUCGUGCUCAAACAGUUUGGGGUAUGGGAGCCCUUAUCUCUGGAAGACAGCUGUGACAAUGACCUCGAGCUCUCCAUGGUGCGGCACCAACCUGAGGGUCUCGACCAGCUCCAGGCCCAGACUCAGUUCACCAGGAAGGAGCUUCAGUCGCUCUACAGAGGCUUCAAAAAUGAAUGUCCCAGUGGGCUCGUGGACGAGGAAACUUUUAAGACGAUUUACUCACAGUUCUUCCCUCAAGGAGAUGCAACCACAUACGCACAUUUCUUGUUCAAUGCGUUUGACAUUGACAGAAGUGGAUCAAUCAGGUUUGAGGACUUUGUGAUAGGAUUGUCCGUGUUGCUCAGAGGCUCCGUCACAGAGAAACUGCGAUGGGCUUUCAACCUGUAUGACAUCAACAAAGACGGCUACGUUACUAAAGAGGAAAUGAUGGCAAUAAUGACGUCCAUUUAUGACAUGAUGGGCAGGUAUACUUUACCCAGUGUACGAGACGAUUCACCAUCUGAGCACGUGGACAGAUUCUUCCAGAAGAUGGAUCGAAACAGAGAUGGAGUGGUGACAAUCGACGAAUUCAUAGAAACCUGCCAAAAGGAUGAAAAUAUAAUGGCCUCCAUGCAGCUCUUUGAAAAUGUCAUCUAGUUCCUGCAGAGGGACGUGGAUCAGUAAUGCCAUACAGUGCUUCCAGCUGCAAGCUCCAAACGCCUGAAAUAACUUAAUUCAUCCUGAAAAAAGGACAAAUCUGGGUCAUGCAACACAUUUGACACAUUUAAAUACAAAAUGGCGACCACUGUUAUUUCCUGUCAACCUGUUCUAUGCAGAGGGAUGUGGAGAAAUCACUGUGUCAAGUUUCUUUGCAUGACAGUUUUACUCUUGUUGUUGCACAUGAAGGAAAUGUGAAAUAAAGACGUCACCAUUGCCAGAUGAGCAUGAGUGUAUGCACAACUUUUUAAAGCAUGUGAUGAACCACUCACAAGGAUUCAUUGUUGUCAUCUUGGCAAAUGACAGUUUGCAUAUGUGAUUUGUUACUGUAUAAUAGUGUAAAGAAAUAUAUAUGUUUCAAAGUUCUUUAGAUUGUUGUGUAAAUGUGAUGCCAAGUCAUUGUCAUGUUGACCCAAAAUAUGCUGAAAUAAAUAUAAACCUUCACAAACCGAUAAGUCAGUUAUGUUCUUUU